AUGCCUCGACAACACAUUAGCGGCGGCUCCUCGUUUGAGGACCAGAUCGGCUACUGCCGCGCAGUCGUCCUCGAAGACGGCUGGAUCCACGUCUCCGGCACCACGGGAUAUGACUACGCGACGGGAGAAAUCUCGCCCGACGUCGCGCAGCAGGCUGAGCAGACGCUGCGCAACAUUGACAAGGCGCUGCGGGAGGCCGGCUCGAGUAUGGCCGACGCCGUGCGCGUGCGCUACAUCCUGCCGGACCGCGACGACUUCCCCACGACGUGGCCGGUGCUGAAGGCGUGGUUCGGGGACGUGAGGCCCGCGGCGACCAUGAUCCAGGCGGUGCUGAUGAAGGAGGAGAUGAAGAUUGAAAUUGAAGUGACCGCCAGGAAGGGAUCCGGCAAGCAGUGA
Messenger RNA from Cordyceps fumosorosea ARSEF 2679, 396 nucleotides. Its product is annotated as Endoribonuclease L-PSP/chorismate mutase-like protein. NCBI's taxonomy places the organism in Eukaryota, Fungi, Ascomycota, Sordariomycetes, Hypocreales, Cordycipitaceae. The transcript is spliced from 2 exons. The record is from RefSeq and is a predicted model, not a curated record. Bases 1 to 396 code for a protein of 131 amino acids.